Molecule: messenger RNA, 1252 nt
Organism: Agrilus planipennis (emerald ash borer)
Lineage: Eukaryota; Metazoa; Arthropoda; Insecta; Coleoptera; Buprestidae
Exons: 3
Coding region: 1-447 (148 amino acids)
Source: RefSeq, a predicted model, not a curated record
AUGUGGAAUAAACAAGAUUACCUUCCUUGUCUUCCUCAUCAAACAGAUAAAUGCAUUUAUGUUGGAUUUUUCCAUGAUGGUUACGUGAAUUGUCCGUAUCCUGGAUGCGUAGAUGAAAAUGAAUGUUCUCCUGAGGGAUUAGUAUCCAGCAAGAAGUCAAAUGGCAACGUUGUCCUCUUGAGUUCAUUGUCAACAUUGGCAGUUUUGUUUUGUGUUUUUAUAAUUGGGAUUUAUUUGUGCCGUAAAUAUAGUAAAUUAUGUUGGAAUCACCAAUUUGCCGUAGCUGAAACAAAUGAGGCCAAUGUGAAUCGCUCAGUGCUUAUAAGCGGGCCAGUUCCUACUUCUGUGGGAUCACAGUCGGGACCAUAUGCUACUUCAACUGCUCUUUCUACUGAAGAAAAUAAGGAUUUGCCUCCGUCAUAUGAAAGCUUAUUUCCAGAUAGAUAAAGGAGAAAAAGUAAUUCCGCCUACCUAGAGCUUAGCAGAAUUUGUCAAAAUGCAUAAUUUAAUUCUUAACAGGCAACCGCGGGUAUAUAAAAAUGGGCAUUUGAAGUGAUAUCAAGUUUUUGUAAUACCCUAAAAGUUGGAAUAGUAGGGAUUAUUUAAAUAUUGAUUAAAGGUGUUAUAUUCAUUAAAAAAAUGUUUUUUGUGAGAUAGUUUGAACUCCUUAGAUCGCAUACUUUAUCCUUUAAUGUUUACUCCAGACAUUUGCUAAAUUCACAAUUAUUAGUAAGGUUGUGUAUUUUAGCAUAUCAUGACAUUACAUUUUGUUGUCGUUUGUAGCCUAUCGCAAAAUUGGAUCUCUGUCUCUGUAGAUUAAUGCAUAUACCUCUUUAACUAUUAAACUUAACAGAGCAGAGACUCUUUUGCUUUCUGUUUCAAUGUUCUCAAUAUGCUGCUAAAAUCUUGUAUUGGAUCGAUUAAAGCCAUACCUCUUCAUAUUUUACAAAACGUUUCAUGGUCUUUUUCCGCAUUCCCUGCCUUUUUUAUUUCUCUUUUAAGAUUAGCUGUUUAAAACUUGCGACCAAAGUUAAGUUUGAAAUAAAUAAUAUAAAGUUAGAUGAGUUUAUUACGAUCAUGAAAUAUUAACAAAUUUAUGUUUUAUUUUAUUCAUUUUGAUCAUUGAAUGGCAUUAAACAACGCAUCAGACCUGUGAAUGUUAGUGAAAUGAGUUCAGAAGCCGAAUGAAACAAAAUUUUUAUUAUUCAACAAUUCCUUCCAACGAUGGCCAGUCCAAUGCAAUGUUGCAAAU